Messenger RNA from Pyricularia pennisetigena, 126 nucleotides. RefSeq lists its product as uncharacterized. Bases 1 to 126 code for a protein of 41 amino acids. NCBI's taxonomy places the organism in Eukaryota, Fungi, Ascomycota, Sordariomycetes, Magnaporthales, Pyriculariaceae. The transcript has a single exon. The record is from RefSeq and is a predicted model, not a curated record.
AUGGCCAGCUCGAUGUCAGCCUUACGCUGGCUGCGGAGGGGAAGCGUGGGGUCUGCGGCGCAGAGCGGUCAUAAUAUUUGCUCGCCGUUUUGGGUAUUGACGACGCCUGAUCGGUGGCGUUGGUGA